UGUUCCUUCCUCCCACCACAUUAUGGCGCACGCUGGGCCCCCCUUGGAGGAAGGGGGGCGCAUGGGCCCACCGACUGGACCUCAGCUGCCGCGGCUUAUCGGACAGACCGACUGCGCUCUUCCUGACGUUCGCACUCAACAUUUCUCAGAAUGAUGACGAAGCUCACUUUGGGUGGCGCACUGCUGAUCUGUCUGGUAGCCGUGUGCUCAGCCGCUCCCGCACCGAGACCCCAACACGGCAAAGAGGGCGCGUUCCUGACGAACGAGGCUAUCCGACAAGUGCAGAGCACACAUCUCAUUCCGCAAGGGGCCCAAAUCCAGAAAGUCCAAGAGGGCGUUGAGAUCGCCGCCUACGAAUCCAUCCCUGGGGACCAGCGCAUCAACCUCGUUGACAUCCUUGGCGACCACGUCCCACCAGAGGUAGUCAACAACCUCCAGUCCCAAAUCGACCAGGUUGGCAAAGCUAGGUAAAAUUCUCAGCCUACACUGCGACGCGUAAUGACCUGAGAUCAUAAGUCAUCGAGUAUACAUCAUUUCCUCCAGAUUUUUACUCCCCGAGAUGGAUGAAGCUUCUACAAAUCAAGAAAUUUACUGAUAAAAUCCAUCGUCAUUUUAGGAAAGGGGCUCCAUCAGAAAGCACCAGUGUAUGUACAAAAUUUAGUGACCCGUUUUCGGUGACUUAUUUAUGGACCAAAGUAUUCAAAGUGAGAGGUUCCAGGGGAACCGGUGCAAAAUUAAAAGAGGAAAUCUAGCGCCUCAGGCGUAUAUCGCCAAAAGAAUACGUUUUCAACUUUUAGAUUGAUUUAAAAAGUGUGAAAUUUAAAUUAAAAUCGUAAAAUAUUACGUAUACGGCACAAUUUUAUGAGCUGAGGAAAAUUGUUAAGCAAGAGAACGCUAGCUCUAUCAAAAAAACGCAAUAUUUCCUUCUUUAUGUGCCAGCAUGGACGAAUUUAAUUUAUUUCGUCCCAUUCCCUGUAUAAAAAGGUAAUUUUUGGGGACUGCUUGAAACAAUGCCAAGUAAGCAACACACCAGAAAUUUUGAGCUUCUCAUAAACAUUAACUUGAACCUAAUAUUUUUGGCUCGACUAUGGCAAAUUGUCAGCAAUACUCACAGAUGGAUCACAUUUUUGAGGGGGAAAAGAACAUUGAAUUGUGAUGCAACAUUUUGGAUGAUGUGCACAUGGAGUGUUGCAAAAUUCUCGUCAUGAACUCUCAUGUUAGCGAAAAAAUGAUUUUUAAGCUCGCAGCAUUUGCAUUCUGCUAGCUUUACUUGCCCACUCAUAGCAGGGCGCUAGGGACAAGACUUUUAGAACACCCCAUGUAUAUCAUCCAUACAAGGGACCGGUUUGGACCAGUCCUACCUUACCAUUAUGUAUUUAUCCUCCUAAACUAUUUCAGACGGCUAUACAUUCAAGCAUUUCAAUUUUUGCAUAAUUGGCGUUUGCUUGCAAUGGUUAUGAUAUAAAUCUACAUAUCAGUAUCUUUUUCCCCGUGGGUGAAUAAUUUGUUCCAUUAGACCCCUCAUUGUUUCUCUUUCUUUUAUUGUACAUCAAGAAAAAUAAAUGAAUAGGACAAUAA
Bemisia tabaci is the source of this 1578-nucleotide messenger RNA. RefSeq lists its product as uncharacterized. NCBI's taxonomy places the organism in Eukaryota, Metazoa, Arthropoda, Insecta, Hemiptera, Aleyrodidae. The record is from RefSeq and is a predicted model, not a curated record.